AUGCACUCGCGACAGGUUCUUCUUCUAGUUUUAGCCUCGGCUGCAAUCUGUGAAGUGCAUACAAAAGAUGUAAGGGAAUGCGAGAAACAAUCACAUCAGAAUUAUGUGUGUCGGGAGAUAGAGAGCUUUGAGCAACUUCAUCAAUAUAUUGACGAGGAUUGGCAAUCGGUAAAGAUUGUUAACGAGCACACGACAAUUGAAAAUGAUGAUAAGCCGCUCUCCAAGCUGUCGAAACUGCGUAAUCUGGAUCUGUCGGAGUCGGGAGGUUUGACGUUAGGCGGGCGUGGUUUCCAAGAUUUAAUAUCACUGCAACAGCUCAACUUAUCACACUGUCAACUCGAAGAACUGCACGAUAAGCAGUUUGCUGAGAAUGCGUCCUUGGUCAACUUGGAUGUCAGCCACAAUGACUUGCAGGUCAUUCAGCAAACGCUAAUGAGGCAGCUGCCAAAUCUUGUCUAUGCCAACUUCUCGAAUAAUUUGAUAGCCAACGUCGAGCUGGAUGCUUUCAAGGAACUCAAGUAUUUGCAGUUCCUGGAACUAACCACUAAUGAACAGGAGAACAUAACGAUAGGCAGUAAUGCCAAUCUUCGUUACUUGUCCAUUAGCAACAAUAAUGUAAGAGAUUUCAAUUGGUGCCGCCUGCGGGGAUUGCCACAGCUCCAGGAGCUGCAUUUGCACAGCAAUUGGCUGGAGGUGCUGGACAUGGGCAUCUUCUAUGCACUUCCCCAGCUGCGAGUGCUCAACGUAUCCAAUAAUAACAUCUAUGAAAUUCAGCGCAAUCUUUUCAUUGGACCCGCUCCCGAUGUGCUUCCAUCGCUGCAGCUGCUCGACUACAGCUCGAAUAAUGUCAAGGUGCUCGAGGAUUAUGUGUUCAACAGGUUGCAUCAACUGGAGACACUGAACCUCUGGGGUAAUCAGCUGAACAAGAUCUCUGCCCGCGCCUUUAGGGGCCUGACUCAACUGAGAUCCCUGCAGCUGCAAAACAAUCACAUUCGCGAUCUGCCCAAUGAAGUCUUUGCCAAUCUGACGGCUUUGCAGCUGCUCGAUGUGAGCAAGAACAAGAUUAGGCAACUGGGUGCGAAUGUCUUUGGCUGCAGUGUGUUGAGGAAGCUCAGUUACUUGGAUUUCAGCAACAAUAACAUUGAGCAACUGCAUCCGUUGGCCUUCGCCUCGCUUCCCUUCCUGCAACAGCUGCGACUGAGACGCAACAAGUUGAUUUCUCUAGACAUUCGCAUGUUUGCUCCACUGCGUCGCCUGCAGCUGUUGACGGUGAGCGAGAAUCGACUGAUGGAUAUCGACGAGGACGUGCUCGCCACUCUGGACAAGCUGACUGAGCUGGAAAUCAACAACAACCGGCUGACCUUCUUGGCUGCAUUAAAUUCGCCAACGUUCUUACCCCAAUUGCGCCACAUUCACAUCGAGGGUAAUCCCUGGCAGUGUCUGUGCCUGGACGAGCUUACGACCUGGUUGCAUGGCCAACACGUAAGCUAUGCCAGCUCCAGCAGCGCCUACUACAUUGGCCGGAAACCACUCUGUGUCGUCACGCCCAUGGAACAAUGCAUCAGGGAUUUAGAGGCGGUGCGUGCGCACGGCAUUGUCGAGAGCUAUGAGAGGAUUUAAGGUGGCAAAGGAGCAAUAAAUCAAUAGCACUAAAUGCUAGUGGAGCUCCUCACUGGCCACUGCUUUGUUGGCUGGCUGGUGGGUGGGUGAAUUAUUCUCGCCUUCGUAAAUCACAGACAAAUGAAUGACCAUCAGGCGCAAAAGUUUUUCUAGCUAAAGUAUUUGGCCAACUGUCGUAAAACAAUAAAACGAAAAGCAGCCACACAA
Messenger RNA from Drosophila innubila, 1827 nucleotides. Its product is annotated as protein artichoke. Gene Ontology annotation, molecular function: protein binding. The transcript has 2 exons. NCBI's taxonomy places the organism in Eukaryota, Metazoa, Arthropoda, Insecta, Diptera, Drosophilidae. The record is from RefSeq and is a predicted model, not a curated record. Bases 1 to 1620 code for a protein of 539 amino acids.